GACGCGGCCAGACGGCGGGAGCGGAGCGCGGCGAGCGGAGGCGGCCAGCUGCGCCCGCGCCGCAGCCCCGGCCUCGGCGAGGGCGCGAAUAUUUUUUCAAACGACUCAAACUUUCCUUCCUUCCCUGCUUCCUGGGGUCCCUCUUGCCUGGAAUUGCUCUCCAGAUUCCCGCUGGGCGCCGGGGCGCGAUUCCUCCCUCGGGUGCCUCGGCGGCUCGGCUAACUUCGCGGACCCCAGGAGCCGAGUCGCUCUGCCAGUGGCCGAACCCAGCCCGCGCUGCUACCCCGCUCAAGAGGGCCAGGACUGAGGUUCCUUUGCAGCUGGCAGGUGCGCAGCCUGCCCCCUCAGGUCGGGCUGCUGAGCUCUCAGCACCGGGUGCAGGACUGGAGACAGCGAAUUAAGCCCAGAGGAACCCGGGUCUCCCUGCCCCCGCUCCGCGGAGGGGCGUCCCCUGGGCGGGGAAACGACAAGUUUGUCAGUCGUCGGUGGCCUGUUGGAGCCAAGCGCCGCCGCAGCAGCGGAGAGGUCUUUGGAGCCCAGCACCCCCAGCGGACAGCCCUGGGGACCCGGGGCGGCUCGGCGACCGGGCUUCUUGGGCCGGGGCGCUGGCUGCUGCGCCGGGCGCGCCAAGGCACCCGGGGCUGGGCCAGCGCCCCCUGCGUCCCCAUCAGUGCAGCGGCCCCACCGGAGAAACCCGGGUCGCCGCCGCCGUCACCGCCUACUCUUCAGUCCCCUGGUCGCCGCCCUCUCGGUCGCCUCUCAGGGAAAGAGGGGGACAUAGGGGGUGUCGCGGGGCCCCGGCGGAUGCGCCCCCCGCUGCCUCUCGGGCUGCGCCGCCUCGCGGGGAUGAAGCACCGGCCGUGAAGAUGGAGGUGACCUGCCUUCUACUUCUGGCGCUGAUCCCCUUCCACUGCCGGGGACAAGGAGUCUACGCUCCAGCCCAGGCCCAGAUAGUGCACGCGGGCCAGGCGUGUGUGGUGAAGGAGGACAACGUCAGCGAGCGCGUCUACACCAUCCGGGAGGGGGACACCCUCGUGCUGCAGUGCCUGGUCACCGGGCACCCCCGGCCCCAGGUGCGGUGGACCAAGACCGCGGGCAGCGCGUCCGAUAAGUUCCAGGAGACGUCAGUGUUCAACGAGACCCUGCGCAUAGAGCGCAUCGCGCGCACGCAGGGUGGUCGCUACUACUGCAAGGCGGAGAACGGCGUGGGCGUGCCGGCCAUCAAGUCCAUCCGCGUGGAUGUGCAGUACCUGGAUGAGCCAGUGCUGACGGUGCAUCAGACCGUGAGUGACGUGCGAGGCAACUUCUACCAGGAGAAGACAGUGUUCCUGCGCUGCACGGUCAACUCCAACCCACCCGCCCGCUUCAUCUGGAAGCGGGGCUCAGACACCCUGUCCCACAGCCAGGACAACGGGGUGGACAUCUAUGAGCCCCUCUACACCCAGGGGGAGACCAAGGUCCUGAAGCUGAAGAACCUGCGGCCCCAGGACUAUGCCAGCUACACCUGCCAGGUGUCUGUACGUAACGUGUGUGGCAUCCCAGACAAGGCCAUCACCUUCCGGCUCACCAACACCACGGCACCGCCAGCCCUCAAGUUGUCUGUGAAUGAAACUCUGGUGGUGAACCCUGGGGAGAACGUGACGGUGCAGUGUCUGCUGACAGGCGGGGACCCCCUGCCCCAGCUGCAGUGGUCCCACGGGCCUGGCCCACUGCCCCUGGGUGCUCUGGCCCAGGGUGGCACCCUCAGCAUCCCGUCAGCGCAGGCCCGGGACUCGGGCUACUACAACUGCACAGCCACCAACAACGUGGGCAACCCUGCCAAGAAGACCGUCAACCUGCUGGUGCGAUCCAUGAAGAAUGCCACCUUCCAGAUCACCCCCGACGUGAUCAAGGAGAGCGAGAACAUCCAGCUGGGACAGGACCUGAAGCUGUCCUGCCACGUGGAUGCAGUGCCCCAGGAGAAGGUGACCUACCAGUGGUUCAAGAAUGGCAAGCCAGCACGCAUGUCCAAGAGGCUGCUGGUGACCCGCAAUGACCCCGAGUUGCCUGCCGUCACCAGCAGCCUGGAGCUCAUCGACCUGCACUUCAGCGACUACGGCACCUACCUGUGCAUGGCUUCCUUCCCAGGGGCGCCGGUGCCCGACCUCAGCGUUGAGGUCAACAUCUCCUCCGAGACAGUGCCGCCCACCAUCAGCGUGCCCAAGGGCAGGGCGGUGGUGACCGUGCGCGAGGGCUCCCCCGCGGAGCUCCAAUGCGAGGUGCGAGGCAAGCCCCGGCCGCCCGUGCUCUGGUCCCGCGUGGACAAGGAGGCUGCCCUGCUGCCCUCGGGGCUGCCCCUGGAGGAGACCGCCGAUGGGAAGCUGCGGCUGGAGCGCGUGAGCCGAGACAUGAGCGGGACCUACCGCUGCCAGACGGCUCGCUACAAUGGCUUCAACGUGCGCCCUCGCGAGGCCCAGGUGCAGCUGAACGUGCAGUUCCCCCCGGAGGUGGAGCCUAGUUCCCAGGAUGUGCGCCAGGCACUGGGCCGACCCGUGCUCCUGCGCUGCUCGCUACUUCGAGGCAGCCCCCAGCGCAUCGCCUCGGCCGUGUGGCGCUUCAAAGGGCAGCUGCUGCCGCCGCCGGCCGUGCUCCCCGCCGCCGCGGAGGCCCCGGACCACGCCGAGCUGCGCCUUGAUGCCGUAACCCGUGAAAGCAGCGGCAGCUACGAGUGCAGCGUCUCCAACGACGUGGGUUCGGCGGCCUGCCUCUUCCAGGUCUCGGCCAAAGCCUACAGCCCGGAGUUUUACUUCGACACCCCCAACCCCACCCGCAGCCACAAGCUGUCCAAGAACUACUCCUACGUACUGCAGUGGACGCAGAGGGAGCCGGACGCUGUGGACCCUGUGCUCAACUACAGACUCAGUGUCCGCCAGUUGAACCAGCACAAUGCCAUGGUCAAGGCCAUCCCUGUGCGGCGUGUGGAGAAGGGGCAGCUGCUGGAAUAUCUCCUGACUGAUCUCCGUGUGCCCCACAGCUAUGAAGUCCGCCUCACGCCCUAUACCACCUUUGGGGCUGGUGACAUGGCUUCCCGCAUCAUCCACUACACAGAGCCCAUCAACUCUCCGAACCUUUCAGAUAACACCUGCCACUUCGAGGACGAGAAGAUCUGUGGCUACACCCAGGACCUGACAGACAACUUCGACUGGACGCGGCAGAACGCUCUCACCCAGAACCCCAAGCGCUCCCCCAAUACUGGCCCCCCCACUGACAUCAGUGGCACCCCUGAGGGCUACUACAUGUUCAUUGAGACGUCGAGACCCCGGGAGCUGGGGGACCGUGCGAGGCUGGUGAGUCCCCUCUACAAUGCCAGUGCCAAGUUCUACUGCGUGUCUUUCUUCUACCACAUGUACGGGAAGCACAUCGGCUCCCUCAACCUCCUUGUGAGAUCCCGGAACAAAGGGGCUCUGGACACACACGCCUGGUCCCUCAGUGGCAAUAAGGGCAACGUGUGGCAGCAGGCACAUGUGCCCAUCAACCCCAGUGGGCCCUUCCAGAUUAUUUUUGAGGGGGUUCGAGGCUCCGGCUACCUGGGGGAUAUUGCCAUAGACGAUGUCACACUGAAGAAAGGAGAGUGUCCCCAGAAGCAAAUGGAUCCCAAUAAAGUGGUGGUGAUGCCGGGCAGCAGAGCUCCCUACCGGUCCAGCCCACAGCUCUGGGGGCCCGUGGUCAUCUUCCUGUUGGCGAUGCAGAGAUGAUGAGAGCUGCGUGGCCCCCCACCCCGCCCCCGGCACACCAAAGUGUCCACAUCGUACCAAAGACUGACCCCCGCCCGCCGGGGUGCCCAGGGGCAGGGCCGGCUCGCCAGGGAGGGGGCCUGCGUUGGCUGCGAGGACGAACAGAAAACAAGGACCUGAAGCCCGGCGCUGAGGCCCUGGAGACGGCUGUUCGACACACGCACACACUCACCCGUUCACACUCACACACAGAGAUCUAUUAAAGCACAAGUUUCUAUCAGA
Molecule: messenger RNA, 3995 nt
Organism: Marmota monax (woodchuck)
Lineage: Eukaryota; Metazoa; Chordata; Mammalia; Rodentia; Sciuridae
Gene: Mdga1
Product: MAM domain containing glycosylphosphatidylinositol anchor 1
Exons: 17
Coding region: 867-3734 (955 amino acids)
Biological process (GO): synapse organization; homophilic cell-cell adhesion
Cellular component (GO): neuronal cell body; plasma membrane; axon
Molecular function (GO): protein binding; axon guidance receptor activity
Source: RefSeq, a predicted model, not a curated record